This is a messenger RNA of Paralichthys olivaceus (Japanese flounder), 6800 nucleotides long. The record is from RefSeq and is a predicted model, not a curated record. NCBI's taxonomy places the organism in Eukaryota, Metazoa, Chordata, Actinopteri, Pleuronectiformes, Paralichthyidae.
CUCUCCCCACCCUAGUAGCACCUGGGUCUAGUUAACUUCUGCAUUCAUACCCUGUGCUCCCUUGUUUACAUCCUCAGUUUGGUUCAUUUCACUUUAGUUUUGUUCCACCUAUGUUACCAUGCUUUAGUUUUUAGUUAUGAUUACUUAAAUUAGAGUUUUUAGACCUCUUUGACCAGCUUUUGUGUCUGUACCUGCAUUUGGGUCUUUCUGCUCAACAUGACACAACUAACCAACCAAUGGACAGUAGUGAAAAGAUGACCUGCUUGGUGGAGCCAAAUGCGAUGGCUGAAUGAACAGUGCAUUUGUCAAGAAGGGUUCUUGUUGAAGACUGAGUGAAGAAACGAAAUGUCAAUUAUCUAUUGGACUGCCUACUUGAGAAGUUUGUCUCAGGUUAAGUCAUCCAUGGCGCUGGAAAAGCACAGUGAUUUGGAAGUUGCACAUUAGAGCCGGACUCCACAGAGCGAUGAGUUCACCCCCACGUGCAAAGGGAGGAGGAGGCAGGGAUCAAAUCUUUGAACCUCUGGGAAAUGAAAGACCCGCUCAUCCUCCUGAGCAACAGCCGCCGCCUAUCAAACAGCUGUUGCGGUGCUUGUGUCGACCAGCAGGUGGAGAAGUUUUGGAGUUUUUUAUUUUUUGGGACCCUCUAAACCAACCAUCCCCCCGCCCCUCCCUGUCCCGCCUCUGUCUGUGUCAUGCUGCUCCUGGUUAGUUCCUGCACCAACUUCAUUCCACUGCACAUAGGGAGAACACAUGUUGGACACUUAACAAGAGGCAGGACAUGCAGACAGAGUAGAGGAACAAAGCUCUCUCCAGACUGGACUCAUUCUCUCUGUCCUUGGAGUUUUCUAUCAAAUUCAGUUCUUUAUGUGUUCACAUCUCUGUGUCAAAGUACAAGACAGUAUCUGUGUGAGGUGUGAAUGGGAUUUUUAAGUGUUAGACAUGGAUCCAUCCUCUGCUGUGAGACAUCUUCUCCCGGUCCUUCUGCUCUCUCUUCACCUUCACUGCCACCUCCUUGUCUGGGCCGCGAUGGACUCCUGCUACGAUGAGGACGGCCUCCCCAGCCGCUGCAUGCCAAAGUUCGAGAACGUGGCCUUCAAUCACACCGUGGAGGCGUCCAACGUUUGCGGCUCCCCACCCGAGGACUACUGCAUGCAGACCGGCUCGACGCGCUCGUGCACCUACUGCAACGCAUCAGACCCAGAGCUGAGCCACAACUCCAGCCUCCUGACGGACUUCCACAGGAACGAGGAGCCUACGUGGUGGCAGAGCCAGUCCAUGUUCUAUGGGAUCCAGCACCCAACUUCUGUCAACCUCACCCUCCACCUGGGCAAAGCCUUUGAGAUUACCUACUUGCGAUUGAAAUUCUACACCAGUCGGCCGGAGAGCUUCGCCAUCUACAAGCGGACCAGUGAGAGCGGCCCCUGGGUGCCGUACCAGUACUACAGCGGCUCCUGUGAGAAAACCUACCAGAAGCAGGGCCGAGGCUUCAUCCGGACCGGCGAGGACGAGCAGCAGGCGCUCUGCACCGACGACUUCAGCGACAUCUCGCCGCUCACCGGUGGGAACGUGGCGUUCUCCACGCUGGAGGGACGACCCAGCGCGUACAACUUUGACCAAAGCUUGGUGUUACAGGAAUGGGUGACCGCCACUGACCUGCUCAUCUCUUUGGACAGGAUUAACACCUUUGGAGACGAGUUCUUCAAGGACGCUAAAGUGUUACGCUCGUACUUCUAUGCCAUCUCUGAUUUCUCUGUGGGGGGCAGAUGUAAGUGUAACGGUCACGCCAGCGAGUGCGUUGAUGGGGAACAUGGUGGCCUGGUCUGUUCCUGCGAGCAUCACACGGUGGGAGCCGACUGCCAGAGAUGUCACCCCUUCUACCAGGACAGACCGUGGGCCAGAGCCACUGGGGACUCCGCCAACGAGUGUCUGAAGUGCAACUGCAGCGAGAGAUCAGACCAGUGCGUGUUUGACAUGGAGCAGUACCGCAGCACCGGCAGUGGGGGGCGCUGCGUGAGCUGCAGAGACAACACCGACGGGCCCCAUUGUGAGCGCUGCAGAGAGAACCACCACCGGAAAUCCUCUCUAGCGCCCUGCCUUCCCUGCGACUGUAACGUCGACGGCUCGGUGAGUCUGCAGUGUGAUGUAGAAGGAAGGUGUGCGUGUCGAGUCGGCGUGACAGGGGAGAAGUGUGACACGUGUCGGGCGGGCUUUCACUCGCUGGGUCCUGGUGGCUGCAGACUGUGUGAGUGUAACCCCAGCGGGAUUGUGGACUUCUGCUCUCCUCUGGAUGGACGUUGUCACUGCAAGUCCAACGUGGAGGGACAGAGCUGUGACAGAUGCAAGCCGGGAUUUUUCAACCUACAACAGGAAAACCCAGGAGGCUGCCAGCCUUGUUUCUGCUUUGGCCACUCGCUGGCCUGCUCGUCGUCCGGUCACUUUGCUGCUGUCAACAUCACUUCUGACUUUAUGGAAGAUCAAGAUGACUGGUUGGGGAAGUUCUCUGAGGGACAAGAGUACCCCCUGCUGUGGAAGGAGGGAGAAGUGUACCUGCUGCCCCUUAGCGAGGAAGACAUCGGUGUCUACAAAGCUCCUGAGAAAUUCCUGGGUCGCCGUGAUCACAGCUACGGCCAGCUCCUCUCCAUCACCUUCACCUCCGAGACCCCCGAGCUGCUCCCCGACCACGUCGCCCUUUACCUCCAAGGCUCCGGUAUCACCUUGUCUGCCGACAUCUCACCGCAACCAGUGCUCCACCACAACCCCGGCCGCUCCCCAUGGCACUCCUUCGUCGUCAGGCUCCAUGAGUCCAGAUUCAAACCUACGUUGUCUGCGUUUCAGUUUCAGCAUCUCCUGUACAACCUGACUGCCAUCAGCAUCAGCAACGCUGGAGGACACAAUUACACAUCACAGCUCUCGGCUGUAUCCCUGACCUCUGCUUUAAUCUCCACCGGUCCGGCCAGCCCUCCUGCUCCAUGGGUGGAAUCUUGCUCCUGCCCCCCAGGUUUCGCAGGGCAGUUCUGCGAGUGGUGCGCCCCAGGAUUCACGUGGGAAGUCCCUGCAAGGGGGCCUUUCUCAACAUGCGUGCCGUGCAGCUGCCACCAGCACGGAACCUGCCAUCCCGAGACAGGUGUGUGUGACUGCUCAGACUUCACCGCCGGGACGACCUGUGAACGCUGCCUGGAUGGUUACUAUGGCAACGCUUUGAUUGGCACGCCUGGUGAUUGUCAGCCUUGUCCUUGCCCGGACCGUACCAGCUGUGCACAAAUCGCGGAGACGGGACAGGUGGUCUGUACCAACUGUCCACCCGGACAGACAGGAAUGCGCUGUCAGAUGUGCGAAGACGGUUACUAUGGCGAUCCGCUGGGACAAUCUGGGGCAGUUCGGUCAUGUGUGAGAUGCGACUGCAACGGCAACGCAGACUUCAACGCGGUGGGAAUAUGUGACCGUGUCACCGGGAGAUGUCUGAAAUGCCUGGGACACACAGAGGGCGAGCACUGCCAACGCUGCCAGCGGGGUUUCUACGGCGAUGCGCUGAGCCAGGCAGCUGGUCAGAAGUGCAAGGCCUGCAGCUGCAACCCUGAUGGAACCUCAGGGCAUGUAAAUGAAUGCCACCCUCAGACAGGAGAUUGCCCGUGCCUCGCUCACGUGACCGGUCGGGAUUGCAGUUAUUGUGAAGUUGGCUUCUUCCAUCUCCAACCCAGUGUAGGAUGUGAAAGGUGCAAGUGUAAUCCAAUUGGCUCGUCGUCCAUCGCGUGUCAUCCAAUCACAGGGCAGUGUGUGUGUCGCACAGGAGUGGAAGGGAGAUUGUGCGAUCUGUGCCGCGUGGGCUUCUUUGGAUUCUCUUCUCAAGGUUGCAGAGCCUGUAACUGUGACCCUAUGGGCUCCAUAUCCAUGCAGUGUCACAGAAACGGCACCUGCCACUGUCGCCAGGGCUUUGUGGGUUACAAAUGUGACAAAUGUGAGUUGAACUAUUUCCACAACCGAGCCACGCACCAGUGUGAGGAAUGCCCAGUUUGCUAUGGCCUCGUCAAGAAACAGGCGGAAAAGCUGAAGACUCGCCUGCAGGAUUUGGAGAAGCUCCUGGCUCACUUUGAUUGCCGGGGUAGAUUUGGGAAGCAGCACCACCUGCUGAAGUAUCACCUAGCCAGGCUUUAUGAGCCUGAUCACCAGCGGGAGGACACUCUACCCAACGCUCUGGAGGAUUUCCUGGCAUUUCAAGAAGCUCGAGAGGCCUUCAUAAAGCAAUUUUCCUCGCUGGAAGGUUCUACGGGCGCGCUCUUAGCCCAGCUGCAUGGCAUUACAACCACUUUGAACUGCAGCAUCAGCAUGACAGAGGAAGCGGGGAAGGAUGAAGGGAGCAGCGCUGUGUGUCAGACCCUCACAGACACUGUGCUCAUGAUCAGAAUAUCUCAGAAACAGCUAAAGCAGGCAAUAGUGGACCUGGACACCAUGAUCAUUCCUUUUGAUCUUGUGUCAGGACCUAACAAAUGGAACAUAAUGGUCAAUGACUCACAGGUCCUAAUGCAAAGACACAAAGAAACAGCUGACCACAUUGAGGCCGUUGCCCACAGGGCGGUGAGAGCCUCAAAGCAAACCUUGGCCUUCCUGAUGGAUCUCCUGCAGGACAACUCCACCGAGGAGUACAUCAGGAACCUAACAGAGCGAAUAACACAAAUGCAGCAGCAGAAGGAGAAUCUGACAGCGCAGGUGAACGCUACUGUUGCCAAACAGCUGUCCCUGGAGAAGGAAGCUGCCGGUAUAAAGCUUGCCCUGGGUAACAUCACAUCAUCCUUACAUCAGCUGGCUCUGACAGAUGCCAGCCCAUCACCAGAGCCCGACCAAACACAGCUCAACCGAACACAUCCCACCAACCACACAGCACAGUGGGGUGAUGACUUGAUGAAAAAGACGAAAGAGCUGGAGCAGCAAAUUCAGACCAAAGAUGAUCUCAUCAGUAAAAUCACAGACGGGGUGGAGCCUCUGAAAGAGACGGUCAGUGUGAAUCUGAAGAGCGUGGAUGGCAUCAGUGAGCUUCAAGCUCAUGCUCAAGGCGCAAAGGUCUUGGCUCUGUCGUCCGUGGUGGCUGGGAAAGAGGUGGAAUCAGAAGCCAUUUACCUUCACAAAGAAUUAGAAAACAUGGUGAGGGAGUGGCCCCUUCGGCAGGCCCAGACCAAGGCUGCAAUUAAGAAGGAGAGACCCCUCGAGGAAAAGGUCCUGGCUGAUGUCAGGAAAAGGGUCUCGCAGAUCAAGGAGAUGCUAAAACCAGCUCUGGAAAACUCCAGCCUCUCCAGCAACACCAUAAAAGAGGCAGAAAAAACAGCAAAGAAUGCAGCAAAGCAAUCCAAGGCCGUUUUGACCCAGGCCAAACACACCAGGACUGCGUCCGCUCACCUUAGUUCCCAUAUUGACUCUGCUUUACAACAGCUGGCUGAACAGGAGACGCUAACUGACAUAGCAAAGUCCCAAAUCCCUUCAGAGUCCGAGGUAUCCCUAAACAACAUGAGGGACGACAUGGAAGCAGCCAAGCUCCAGUUGGAGACCUACUCUGUCACACUAACUGACCUAAUCAGUAAAAUUGAUGCCAACUUGCCGCUGGAGCGCUUCGACCGAAUCCUGAACGAGACAGCGCGUCGCCUAAGCAUGCUCCGCGGAAGCGUGGAGAGCCCGACGCUGGGCUCGAAGAUCCAGAAGCUGCAGUCGGCUGCUAAGGAGCAGCAGAGCCGGCUGUCCCUCAUUGAACAGGAUUUACAGGAGAUCACGGAGGAGAGAGACAGUCUCAGGGAUAUUACUUUAAACUUGCCUCAGUCCUGCCCCCAGGCUUCAGGAGCAGGCAAAGGGUAGGUCCUGAGGAUGAUGGGGGGAUUUAGUUAUUGAUAAGACAGUUGAACAUCAGAAAAGUCUGGGAGGAUUUUGUUAAUAAAAGGAUCUGUGGUCAUUUUUUUAUACCGCUUCAAAAAAGUCAAUGAUAUCCUUUUAUAUUCUUUCUUCAUCCACCUUUUGCCCAAAGGUACAAUUUACUAUCACUGCAUCCACACACACACACACACACACACACACACACACACACACACUUCUACCAUAAGCUACAGAAAUCUACAAGGUCUCUUAAGAUUUAAGACACAAACAACAUCCAAACUUUAAUUUCACCAUCAACAAUAACCCAACGCUCUGAACUGCUGGAGUGCACUGUCAAGUUUAAAAUAAUGCUGAUUUUCCUUUGCGGAGGUAAAAGGUGUGUCUGAGUGCUCUUCCAGACUGACACGUUCAUUUACACUUGAGCUCUUUUUCAUCAGCGUGGCUUAAUUAACAAUUAGUCCUCUUGGCCUCUGUGGGGUUGGGGUCAGGCUUCAACAGCACACUACCCGUGUUCAGGAGUCGUACUUACUUACAGUGCCUACCUCUCUGUUUUUAUAGUUCCUCCAUGUUUCUGCCUCUGUCAAAAGCUCAAACAUCCCCUGUCUGUGGGUCACGUUUAGUCACGAUGACGAGACUUUGGAAAUGGUGACAGACUUAAAUUAUGUAAGAGAGAUUUUUCUGUUCUUACAAAAGCUGAAUUACUGAUAAGGAAUGAGAAUAGAGACUGACAAAUACACAUCAACAUCUAAUUUUAAUCAUUAUAAACCUUUUCAAAGUAAAGUGUUUUUGAGAAAGUGUAAUUACAUACCAAAAUGUAAUUUGUUAUGGAAAGUGUUGCAUGAUGGUGAAGGUACAUUUAACUGAUAAAAAAGCUUGAAAUUGUAGAUAGUGGUUCAAGGAACACUCAGAAAACAAACAAUUAAAGAAGUAUUCAAUGCUUGGAGCAC